Molecule: messenger RNA, 805 nt
Organism: Quercus lobata
Lineage: Eukaryota; Viridiplantae; Streptophyta; Magnoliopsida; Fagales; Fagaceae
Gene: CYS2
Product: PHYTOCYSTATIN 2
Exons: 1
Coding region: 97-555 (152 amino acids)
Molecular function (GO): cysteine-type endopeptidase inhibitor activity
Source: RefSeq, a predicted model, not a curated record
AUAUAUAGAGUCUAUCCAAACCAAACCCUCUUCAUUUCCAUCCUCAUCCUCAUCCUCAUCCUCAACCAAACCAACAAAUUUGAAGUUCAAACUAUUAUGGCGAUAAUAAGAUCACAAACAGUGACAUGGGCAACAAUAACGCUAACCCUUUUGAUCUCUCUUCAGCUGUGUGUGUGUUAUAGAGGAAAGGUGGGAGCAAAGACAGAAAUAAGCGACGUGAAGACAAACGAGGAGGUGCAAGAACUAGGGAGGUUCUCAGUGGAAGAGUACAACAGGAGCUUAAGAAGGCAAAGACGACAGAGGCAGUACAAGAUGAUGAGUAUUGGCGAUAGUAUUGGAGGAGAGCUAAGGUUCAUGGAGGUGGUAGAGGCACAGACGCAAGUAGUGUCCGGGUUGAAGUACUACCUCACAAUCUCAGCCACGCAAAAUGGGGUUUCGAAGAUGUUUGAGUCUGAGGUUGUGGUUAAGCCCUGGGUUCGAUCUAAGGAUCCGGAGUUGCUUAACUUUGGGCCUUCCAACUAUACUACUCAAUAUUUAAGCAGUUGUUGCAAUUAAUUAAUUAGCAUUAUUUAGUGUUCUAAUAUUAAGGUUUAUAGCUAGGUGCCUGCCUGAUGCAUGCGUGGAGGUUUUUUUAUUAUGGUAAGGUCCAGGAGGUGCUGUUGUUUUAAUUAUCUAAGUUUUUUUUUUUUUUUUUUUUUUUUUUUAAUAUUAACCUUUUCCUUACAUGUGUUGGGAAUAUAUCGUAGACGUGUGUAAUAUAGCAUUGCACUUGUAAUGUAAUCAAUAAAUUAGUGACAUAAUAAAU